Molecule: messenger RNA, 7528 nt
Organism: Drosophila yakuba
Lineage: Eukaryota; Metazoa; Arthropoda; Insecta; Diptera; Drosophilidae
Product: endoplasmic reticulum aminopeptidase 2
Exons: 11
Coding region: 1780-4749 (989 amino acids)
Biological process (GO): proteolysis; peptide catabolic process
Cellular component (GO): cytoplasm
Molecular function (GO): peptide binding; metalloaminopeptidase activity; zinc ion binding
Source: RefSeq, a predicted model, not a curated record
GAAUCGAGCGGCGGACGGCAGACGCGCACCGGAGUGGCCGUCUGCUCACAGCGCCGGGCUCUACUUGUGGCCGGAAUCGUGCUCGGCUCGCUGCUGCUGACGGCCAUCAUCAUCGCCUACGCUGGACCGCAGAACGGUAGGUUUGCCCCGUGCCCCAUGACCCAUGCCACCAUGCCACCAUGCCACCAUGCCACCAUGCCACCAUGCCACCAUGCCACCAGAUUCGUGCCCCAAAAGGCGGCGCCAUUCUCACACCGUUACGUUACGUUCUUUUCUUUUCUACUUUCCUUUUACCGAGACUUUUUUCGACCAUGUUCACCUCGUUCGUUUUUCCUUUUCGCCCACAGAAACAGAAACAGUACAGAAACAGAACAUCGAGUGGUUUGGGUUCACCCUUUGUGUUUGUUGUGAUUGUUGUUGCUGUUACUUGAUUAUGCCUUUAUUGGGGGCGACAGGAUAUGUAGUCAAUUGGACGGGACAGUAAAGGCGGCUAUAAAAGGGUUCACGAAAUUUGACAGCCUUAAAAAUGGGUAUUCAGUUUGACGUGAAUAGAACAAUAGAGUAAUGAAAUUCAGUUUCCUGAAUAGAUGUGUCUAGCAUAGGAAAAGGGUUAAUAUGGCUUUGAAAGAAUAUGGAUGAGUAAAAUAGAAGAAGUAAUCAGUCAUAUGCGGCAUAAACGAAGCCACAAGCUUUGCAAUUCUGUAGAUUAAAGAAAAAAUUCUUUAAAAUCUUUAAAAAGAGAAUCUAUAAAGAUAAGAAGCAUUUACCUCAAACCGACUCGUUCCAAGUAUAAUGGGUGCACAUACGAUUGAGUCAUAAAUCAACGUGUCGUGGGGAAUCAUGAAUAAUGCAGCCCCUUCUCAGUUCGAGCCAAGUAUCUAUGACUAAAGCCGCCUCAAGGUUCAAAGUGGCGGCCCAAUAAAUCCGUAUAAAUGGUAAUUGAAUUCCUUGACCGGCGGCGUUCGAAGCGGGGCCAUAAACCACGUGGGCAAGGCAAUCCAUUUAGAGCCGAGUAAUAUGCUUUUAACCAUAUUAAGUGGGAGCAUAAAGGAAUCAUCCGCAGUUCGCGUAUAAAUAGAUGCAACUGCAGCACCUAACCCCACCGCGAUGUUCCCAAUGGAUCCAUAGGCCUCGACCUGGUAUACUGUGUAUAUUGAAUGGCAGAAUUAUGCAAAGUGCAAACACUCACAUGCUCGCGGGAAGUUUCUGUUGCAUACUUAAUGGGGCUAAAUGCAUUGGGGGAUAAUUGCAUUAACUGUCAUGGGGAAAGGGAAAACAAGCCGCACGAAAGUGUGUUUGUGUUUGCGGACUGGUGGAGGAAAUGUGCACGGACACAUGUCUGGUGGAAAGUUAAUUUUCCAGCGCCGCGAGGUCGAUUAUCAAUCAACAUUGUCCACCAUGUAGCUUUAACUUCUGCUUCCGCCGAUCCAAUUAGACGGUUUGAUCAGCUUUUAUACAUUUUCCACCCGACCCUUCUAUACAGUAUAUAUAUAUCCAUUAAUAUAUCUAAAUGAUUUCCUGAUCAUCGUUUGUUUGUUUUCCAUUUUCGUUUCCUUUUUGCCUUCGACUUUGUAUACCAAAUGUUUAUUAUAUAUAUAUAUAUAUGAAUCUUUGAAAAAAUAUGAAAUAUUUCUCUUAAAUGCUUGUUUGAUUGAUUGGUUAAAAUACUGCUCCUGCGGAUCGAAAACGGUGUCCGGUUACGAAACGGAUGAAGAGAACAACACGCAGCCCUUCAAUCCGAUUGCCACCAACGGGGAGCCCUUUCCCUGGCUGGAGAAGAUGCUGCCCACCAGUGUGCGACCGCUGCGCUACAUGGUCACCAUCCAUCCCAAUCUGACGACACUGGAUGUCAAAGGCCAAGUCACCAUCGAUUUGCAUGUGGAGAAGGAGACCAACUUCAUUGUGCUGCACAUCCAGGACCUCAACGUCACCGAGAAGGCCAUCGUGACCCCGGGCCCCAAAGGCUAUGCCCUCAAGAUUGUUAAGGUGCUGGAGUUUCCGCCCCGACAGCAGCUGUACAUCGAGGUGAAGGAGCGGCUCAAAAAGAAGUCCAAUUACACCCUCAAUCUUCGCUGGUACUCCAAACUCAAUCCGGAGCCAGAGGGCUUCUAUGUCGACCAGUACGAGAGCUCCAAUGGCGUUGAACGAUUAUUGGCUGCCACAGUUUUCCGACCGAAUGGCGCAAGAAGAGCAUUUCCCUGCUUCGAUGAGCCGCAUGUACGAGCACCGUUCCGGAUCUCCGUGUUCCGCGAUCGCUUCCACAUCGGACUGUCCAACUCCAUAGUGCACACCACCGAGGACGUAGGCUUCUACAUGGGCACAGGAUUGCUGCGCGAUGAUUUUAUAGAGACUCCACCACUGCCCGCCGAUGCGGUGGCCUGGGUGGUGAGUGACUUCCAGCGCGAAUCCCUGCAGCCCUCAGCGGCAUAUAUCCCCACGACGCCAGCGCCACCGGGCACCGGAGUGGGUGGCAAAAAGUCCGCCCAGCUGAACAAUUAUACGCAGCUUAAGGGCAAAAACCCGCCGGUACGAAACAUCACUGCCCUCACUCAUUCACUGAAUGUCAACCUGACGCCACGGCAAAACCUGACUGUUGUUCAACCCACGACGACGACAGCUUGGCCAGUGAAUCUCAAUGGGAACGGAAAGCCAACGAAUCUAACAUCACUUUCCCAGUCCACGGGAUCGUCGAUAAAGAGAGCUCCAUCCUACACAUUCUAUGCACCCAGGGAUCUGCUGAUUCGCUCCUCAUUCAUUCUGCACACUUCAAGAGACGUGCUGGAGUAUUUGCAGACCUGGUUGGAUAUCAGUUAUCCGCUCACGAAAGUGGACUUUGUGGCUUUGCCUUCCCUGGAUCGCAACAUGAUCUCCUCGCUGGGAUUGGUCACAUUGAAGACCUCGUUCUUAACGGAUCCCAGUUCGAUAACCUCUGAGCAAUAUCAGUUCAGUGCACUUCGCAUUGCCGAGGCGAUGGUAAGGCAGUUCUUUGGAGGAAUCACGUCGCGAAAGGUGCUCAAGGAUGUGUGGUUGUGGGAGGGAUUAAUCCAGUAUUUGGGCAUUCACGCCUUGGCUCCGCUCCAGGAAACGUGGCCCUUGAGGGAAAUGUACCUGCUUAAGAUGGCCACCGCUGCGUUGGAUAUCGAUGCCAUUCAAGGUUGGGAUAGCAUCAUGAACGGCACCAGUCACGAUGGCAACAAUGAGGAGUUCUUUGUUCAAAAGACAGCGGCCAUAUUCUCCAUGCUGCACACGGCCAUCGGUGAGGAUCGAUUCAGGGGCUGUCUGGGCUCGUUCCUUAAGGUGAAUCGAUUCCGCACUGCUGAGCCCACCGAUCUGUGGACCAUUUGCACGAAGAAAGCCAACGGCUCAAAGAAUAUCAAGGACAUGAUGACGCUGUGGACGCAUCAGCCUGGCUUCCCCCUCCUCACGGUCACCAAGAUGGGCAACAGCAUUUCCAUCUCGCAGAGACCUUUUCGACCCGCGGAAUUUCUGGCCAUCCAUGACGACUCCUACGAUGGGAAUAACUACAAUAAAACGACGCUGAAUGCCACCGAUAUGCCCAGCACAGUGGCACCCACCACACAGGGUAGCAAGCAUAAGGUGGCGCCGCACAUGAAGUGGAUCUUUCCAGUCACCUAUGUCACAGAUAUCAACAAUGUCAGCGAAACGCUCUGGAUGCAGAAUGUAGAUGUAACCUUCAACGUGCCGGAGAACGUGAAAUGGAUCAAAGUGAAUGCCAUACAAAACGGCUAUUACCGUGUGGUCUACAAUGAUGAUAACUGGGCAAGUCUGAUCGAGGAGUUGGCCGCCAAUCCCAACCGCUUUACCAGCGAGGAUCGCCUGGGCAUGUUGUCGGAUGCCUUUACGCUAUGUCACGCCAAUCUGCUGCCCUGUGAGAUCACCAUGAACAUGAUUCAAUAUCUGCCCAGUGAGACACACUACGGUCCAAUGGCAUUGGCAUUGCGGCAUUUGGAAAAGUGGCGACGCAUCCUCAAGUACUCGGAGUGCUUCCUCAUGCUCAGCGAGUUCAUCAAGAUGAAGAUAUCCACGGUGAUGGAGAAGGUGGGCUGGUCGGAUGAUGGUGAUGUGGCCACCAGAUUACUGCGUCCCGAAGUGCUGUUGGCAUCGGUUCUGUGGGAAGACAUCGAUAGCAUCACCAAGGCGAAGAACAUGCUAAAUCAGUAUCUAUACUACAAUGGCACCGCCAUACCACCCAAUCUUAGAGAGGUGGUUUACACGGGCUCCAUUCUAUCCGGCGAGUACAUUUACUGGCAGCAUUGCUGGGAGCGCUUUGUAAACCUGCAGCGCACAUCGGAGACAUUCGUGGAGCGGAUGCAGUUGCUCCGUGCUUUGGGCAGAACCAAGGAUGCCUGGCUGCAGAAUCGCCUGUUAUCCCACGUUACCAUGCUGCCCACCGAGGAGGUGGUGCAGGUGCUCAAGGCGAUUGCAGGAACGCCGACGGGCGGUGCUAUGGCCUGUCGCUUCCUGCAGGCCAAGUGGUUCGAGCUGGAGAAGCGCCUGGGACCGGGAACAAUCAGUUUCGCCAAGGUCAUAUCGGCCAUCACCCAGUACGGGGCCACCAAGUUCGAUUACGAUGAGCUCAAAUCGCUGGUCCAUCGAUUUGGCAGAGGUCAUGGCAUGUCGGUGCUGAACAUGACCUUGAGCAGCGUGGCCUCCAACGUGGAGUGGGUGGCCCGGUCACAGACGUCGCUCUACAAGUGGGUGGAGGGCAACCUGCACUCGCACCGAUAGAGGAGAUAGGGGACACACGGAGGUCCUGGUCACAGUUCUCUCUUCACACACUCAUUUGUAAUUAUGUUCCUCUCUCAGACACGAAUCUUAAGUGAGCUUUGAUUUCGCCAAGUUAACUAACACAAUGGAUCUAUGUACUCUUUACCAUAUCAUUGCCAAUUCGAUCGAUCUCCUUGGUUUUCUCUGUAGCUAACCUAUGAUUUUAGUAUACUUAAUGUUAGCCAACUCAAACUGUAAAAUACGAUUGCUAUGAUCAAGCAAGCAGCUCUUAUAUAUGUGUAUAUCUAUCUAUCCAAAAGUGGAGAAAACCUUUUCUAGCACAUACGAACGUGUAUAUCUACAACUGAACAUAAGGAUAUAUCUAUAUAUGUAUAUUGUAUAUGUAUGUAUAUUUUACAAACCAAACCAAAACAAAACAAAACCAAAACAUAUUUAGAGCAAUGGAUAAUUGUAGAUUGUAAGCGAAGAACAAAGAACAACAUAUUUUUUCAUAAAAUCUAAAACGUAACAAAAGAAUCCCCAGAAUCGAUAAACUAAAUCGCCUAUGAAUGCAUUCUAGUAACUGUAUAGCAUAUGUAUAUUAGUAUUAGUGAGCAUUGCGCUCGUGUGUGUGUCCGUGUAUGUGCGCAUCGAAAUAUCACAGAAAUCUUCCUUUUGCCCAAAGAUAAUGUACUUAAGUACCCACAUAUAUACUCUAUGCUGCCUGGCCAAAAAAACCAAUUAGUAAAUAACCAAGACCAAGUUUUAAAUAUCUUUUGAUUUCUAAAUGUAUUUGGAAAAUCAGUGUUAGCUUCCAAUCAAUUAAUAUAAAUAUUAUGUCAAAUCAAUAGAAUUUUGUCUGAAUGUUUAUUACUUAUAUUUUCUUAUAUUUGAAAUGCUAGUAAUAAUUUCAACUUUAAAUAAUGCAUAAAUUUUGAAUCGAAAUCAGUUUGAAAACAAGUUUUAAUCAGAAAGAUACGUUCUGGCAAUAUAAAAAACAUGUCGGCGAAUAGAAAUAUUUAUCGCUAGGCCAAUUAGCUUAAAAUCUGUUAACGAUAUCGUAUGGCUGCCAUAGUAAUUAACUGGUCAAAAUAUCAGUAUGGUGCCAUGAACUACAUACAUGGAUAUAUGUAAAGUUCGCGUCUAUCGAGCUCUAGUGUGUGGUCUAAGGUCAGGCAGGCAGAUAUAACUUAGGAAAUCGAGAUACGACAUAACCAUAACCCAUAUGUACAUACAUGGCAUACAUGCUGUAGUUUGCUAGCAGACAAGACAUGUUCAACACUUUUUAUUUACGCACUAUGCCUAUGACACUUAAACUGUGUACCAGAUUACAACGUUCCGACUAGUGUCUUAUUAAAGACAUUUUACCAUCUAAUUUACUACUUAACCAUAACGCUGCUUAUCAUUUGAUUGGCGUUGAAAGACCGGCGUUCCAAAGAUAGCCAGAUUAUACAGGCCGAGGUGUUUGUGCAAACCGAGGGAAUCCGUCAACUUCUGCCACUUAUAUAGCUACGGUUCCAUGGCACGCCGGUUUUGUCAUUAGAAACCAAAGAAACGUGUAAAAGUUGAGCCAUUUGAGCGGAACGCGAUAAGAAAGUGCCAUGCGACUAGAUUAGCUUAGUGGGCGACAUGGGCGUAGAUGGGUCAGUUAUCAAGGGGCAACCUUUUUCAGUCAUCAGAAAGAAAUAUUAAGCUAUCGAGGAAGAAGAACCUAUACUUUUGAAAUCACUAAGAGCUAACAAUCCGCAGUGAGCCACACAUGAAGUAUCAAUCGUUGGAAAUGGUUAAGCAGGUUCAGCGUUAAACCUUCAGCCGCAUUUGACUAUGCUAAUUUGUAAAGGUGUAUUUGCAUUAGGCCAUUUGAGAUCUUUGAUUUCGUUUUUUGGGAGGAAUAGGUUGAUUUGCUUGGCUAAGACACACUAAGACUAACUCAAAGAUACUCGAAGUCAAUCGCUCAGAUACCCCGAAUUAAAUUUUAAACUGUAGAAACACGGUCAGAAAAAUAAGAGAGAAACAGAGAGAGGGGGAGAGAUAGAAAGAGAGAGAGGGAAAUACAAAAUGAAACCAAAAAUAAAUUUAUUAGCGACAAAGUUAGAUCACAGAGAAAACACAAAAACAAGUUUUGGAGCGAUUUUACGGAUUUUUGACAAAUGUAUAAGCCAAACAAGCAACUUAAAAUGAGAAACGAAAACAAACCGAAAUAGAGAUAAUACAAAAGGAACACAGAAUAACAGAGAUACUCAAAAGCCCAGGAGAAAAAACAAAACUAAAUUCGAGAAGAUUAAGAUAGUUUGUUUUGGUUACAACAGCUCUUUAUUUCAUUUUUAGCCCAUUCAUCGUCUAAGUGCAUUGUACAAUGCAUAUCCGUCCACAGCUUUGAUUGACUUACAUCUCAUUUGGGUUCCAUUAAGUUUUCUAAAAACCAACACACAACCUUCCUCAAUCCGUUCCUGGCUCCUAAACCCGCUUUGUUCUGGAGUUGAAGAAUGGCCUUUUCGAAAUUCAAGGAUCAAAUAUCAAUUCUAGUUAAUUUUAUUAGACGAAAUUUUUUGGCAAUCGGCAUCAGUUUAUAAAAGUUAUAAGUAAUUAUGCAUUGUCUAUUAGGUUUUAUGUGAAACUUCGCGUAUGGAAAAUACAAAGUGUAUGUAGAAUGCAAUGGAAGGAGCAGGCAGAGCAACUCUAAAGACGUAAACCAAAUUGUAUGCUAAUGAUAUAUACACAUCUAUAUAUAAAUAUAUAUUUACAUAACAUAGUUUAAGUCAAAUGGGAAUAUUAAUAAAAGCGAUAACUAAUCUGUAAA